This is a messenger RNA of Prionailurus viverrinus (fishing cat), 2311 nucleotides long. It is a transcript of the gene IL12B, whose product is annotated as interleukin 12B. The coding region runs from base 229 to 1218 and encodes 329 amino acids. Gene Ontology annotation, molecular function: cytokine receptor activity; protein binding. Gene Ontology annotation, biological process: cytokine-mediated signaling pathway; immunoglobulin mediated immune response. Gene Ontology annotation, cellular component: external side of plasma membrane; membrane. The record is from RefSeq and is a predicted model, not a curated record. The transcript is spliced from 8 exons. NCBI's taxonomy places the organism in Eukaryota, Metazoa, Chordata, Mammalia, Carnivora, Felidae.
GGAAAAAAAAAAAAAGGAACUUCUUGAAAUUCCCCCAGAAGGUUUUGAGAGUUGUUUUCAGUGUUGCAACUUGAACAAGUCAGUUUCUAGUUUAAGUUUCCAUCAGAAAGCUUGGUAGGAGAGGGUAUAUAAGCCCCAGUAGCAACAACAGCAGCAACAGCAGCAGCAGCAGAAGAAGAAGAGACAAGUUUCAGACCCAGAAAACUCUGCAGCCUGCCCAGAAGCAAGAUGCAUCCUCAGCAGCUGGUCAUCGCCUGGUUUUCCCUGGUUUUGCUGGCACCUCCCCUCAUGGCCAUAUGGGAACUGGAGAAAAACGUUUAUGUUGUAGAGUUGGACUGGCACCCUGAUGCCCCCGGAGAAAUGGUGGUCCUCACCUGCAAUACUCCUGAAGAAGAUGACAUCACCUGGACCUCUGACCAGAGCAGUGAAGUCCUAGGCGCUGGUAAAACUCUGACCAUCCAAGUCAAAGAAUUUGCAGAUGCUGGCCAGUAUACCUGUCAUAAAGGAGGCGAGGUUCUGAGCCAUUCGUUCCUCCUGAUACACAAAAAGGAAGAUGGAAUUUGGUCCACUGAUAUCUUAAGGGAACAGAAAGAAUCCAAAAAUAAGAUCUUUCUAAAAUGUGAGGCAAAGAAUUAUUCUGGACGUUUCACCUGCUGGUGGCUGACGGCAAUCAGUACCGAUUUGAAAUUCACUGUCAAAAGCAGCAGAGGCUCCUCUGACCCCCAAGGGGUGACUUGUGGAGCAGCGACACUCUCAGCAGAGAAGGUCAGAGUGGACAACAGGGAUUAUAAGAAGUACACAGUGGAGUGUCAGGAGGGCAGUGCCUGCCCGGCUGCCGAGGAGAGCCUACCCAUUGAAGUCGUGGUGGACGCUGUUCACAAGCUCAAGUACGAAAACUACACCAGCAGCUUCUUCAUCAGGGACAUCAUCAAACCGGACCCGCCCAAGAACCUGCAACUGAAGCCAUUAAAAAAUUCUCGGCAUGUGGAAGUGAGCUGGGAAUACCCUGACACCUGGAGCACCCCACAUUCCUACUUCUCCUUAACAUUUGGCGUACAGGUCCAGGGCAAGAACAACAGAGAAAAGAAAGACAGACUCUCCGUGGACAAGACCUCAGCCAAGGUCGUGUGCCACAAGGAUGCCAAGAUCCGCGUGCAAGCCAGAGACCGCUACUAUAGCUCAUCCUGGAGCAACUGGGCAUCCGUGUCCUGCAGUUAGGUUCCAAUCCCAGGAUGAAACCUUGGAGGAAAAGUGGAAGAUAUUAUGCAGAAGUUUUUAAAGAGACAAUGGAAUAGGCCCCAAAAGUUAUUUUCUACCUAAUUUGCUUUUUGCAAAGGAUCAUUAUAAUGUUUUGUAGUAGUUUUACAUUGAAAUGCCAAAUGCCCACUGAAGCAAUUAGCUACUUUAUUUAUAGAUUUUCUAGCUAGCAGGUUGCCACCGACCUUAAUGCUAUUUAAAUAUUUAAGUAAUUUAUGUAUUUAUUAAUUUAUUGUUAUUGAACACUUCUGUGUCAAGAUGUAUUGUAUGUUUCAUACUCUCAGGACCUGAUCUGUAAGGAAUAGGCCCUAUUAUGCAAAAUGUGAAUUUAUGUGUUAUUUAUACUGACAACUUUUCAAACAAGACUACAAGUGCAUCAGUUUUAUGACAACCAGUGAGAACACAGUAUUCUGAUGCCAGCACCAAUAAUAUGUUUGUGAUGGAUGGGAACACAGAAACAGUUAAAUAGAAGCACGGAGACAUGAAUCCAUUUGAAAAGGUUCUGGUGACCGAGAUGUUAGUUCCUGUGUCCGUGAAGAUUUCCUUGAGGUGGUGUUGCUAAAGCAAUUCAGGACCACCUGCACUUCUAAGCAAGUUCAGUUGUUUUAUUUUUGUUGUUGGUGGUGGUUUUUUUUGGGGGGGGAGGCGGUUGGAUGCCUGAAUUUAGAAAGGACCAAAAAAAUAACUGAAAUUGAAAUUCAGCUUCAGCUACCCUGGCAGUCCCCACCUCCAUCUAUCUGUAAGACAUCGGAGAGUGACCCAGAGACAUUGGAAGUGUCUGGAAAGUAAAAAGGUCUUAGGAUCCAAGAGGGAGAACAAGUAUAGUACGGCCAAGCAAACAAAAUUGUCAAAAUUGCCAGCUGCUUUUUAAUAGCCAUGCAAGAAAACACAGAGUUGCAAAGAAAACAAUCAAGAAUUGCUUACUCAUCAGCAUGAGUGAACCUGACUGGUGGAUAUGACCGGACAGUGCCAAUCACUAAGGUGCUACUUUUAAGUAAUGAAUGUGCUUUCUGUAAAGUGAUUUCAUUUGUUUUCUGUUUACUUAUUUCUGACA